Erinaceus europaeus (western European hedgehog) is the source of this 1073-nucleotide messenger RNA. RefSeq names its product Putative serine protease 46 (gene PRSS46). Lineage: Eukaryota; Metazoa; Chordata; Mammalia; Eulipotyphla; Erinaceidae. Gene Ontology annotation, molecular function: serine-type endopeptidase activity. The transcript is spliced from 5 exons. Gene Ontology annotation, biological process: proteolysis. The record is from RefSeq and is a predicted model, not a curated record.
UGAGGGCCAGGCACCUGUCUGCCAUGGCAUGUGGGUCAGCAGACCUCCAGGGUAUCCCCACAUCUCCACUCCCCUCUUCCAGACUGGGAGAUGACCUCUAUGUUGAUGAAACCUGGUACCGGGGCUGCGGCCAGACCAACAUUGCCUGCAGGAUGGUGAAUGGGAAGCUGUCGGAGGUAGGCAAGUGGCCGUGGCAGGUGAACAUUCUGUUCCUGGGCGUGUAUGUCUGCAGUGGCUCCCUCAUCCACCAGCGAUGGGCCCUCACGGCUGCGCACUGCUUCCACAGAUCCAAGGACCCCGACCAGUAUUCCUUGAAAGUGGGGAUUCAACACCUCUCAGAAAAUGGCACUCAGGUCCUGAUCACUGACAUCAUGAUCCAUGAGAACUUCAGCAACCUCAUGUCUGAGGACAUCGCCCUCCUGAAGCUCAAGGACUCCAUCCUCUGGUCCCCUCUCAUCCAGCCCAUCUGCCUGCCCAGCCCCAAGUAUAAACCAGUUGUGGGAGCCUUGUGCUGGGUCGUCGGGUGGAAAUAUGGCCAUCCUGGAGGUGAGUGAAGCCUUCAGGAGAUAGCCGUCAAGAUCGUCAGCAACGACAUCUGCAGACACCGGUACCAGUACCUCUUCUUGAAGAACCAAAAGCAGUUUGCUGGGCGGGACAUAUUAUGUGCCAGAGCAGAAUGGGGCGUGGACUCCUGCCAGAUGAACUCCGGCAGCUCCCUCGUCUGCCUGGUGAAUAAGACCUGGAUCCAGAUGGGGGUGGUGAGCUGGACCUUCAGCUGCAACCAGCACCGCUUCCCGGGCGUCUAUACCAGCACCUCCUUCUUCACCAACUGGGUCAAGAAGCAGAUUGGCGACAUGCGGUUCAUCAAGGCUGGCGCUGCCUUCCUGAGCCCGCUCUUUCUCACCGGCUACAUUCUCCUGGUCUCCCUGGGCUCUCUGUGGCUCUUGUAAGAUCCCCUCCUCCCUCCUGUCCGCUUCGGGGACAACAGCGGGAAUGUCAGGGCGGGUGUCCCGGAGGGAGGGGCUCAAAGCCACAGUGUUUUCAGCUGCUCAAUAAAGAUGCCUCCAACGCUA